This is a messenger RNA of Suillus clintonianus, 891 nucleotides long. RefSeq lists its product as uncharacterized. Lineage: Eukaryota; Fungi; Basidiomycota; Agaricomycetes; Boletales; Suillaceae. Bases 1 to 891 code for a protein of 296 amino acids. The transcript has 3 exons. The record is from RefSeq and is a predicted model, not a curated record.
AUGCCUCCUUUCGUGUUCAUCGACAAGCCAUCUGUAGAGGACGAAUCCGUGCGCCUUCGCAAGGAGUUUGCGACCCUCGUUGACAAGCUGGACGCAACAAUCAAGACCAUUCCGGAUGACAGACCAGAGUUGAUGCAAGAGAAGCGGGACUGGAAUGCGCAAUGGGAUGCGUUAUCUGUGAGUGCCCGGUGUUCCUUUCUUCGUGUUGUGCUGAUUGGACGAUGCGGAGAAAAUGGACGUGGUUUGGGCGAUGCUGGGGGUGGGGAGGAGGAUGCGGAUGGGGAGCCUGAGGUUGCGAGCGCCACAGUGGUGACGUCUGCCAACGUGCGCGUAAGGCGAAGAAGCCCGCAGAAGCUGAUGAGCCACGCGUGUCGGAUGUGGUUUGCGCAGAAAUCUGGUGCUCGUGCGGUCGUCCCGGGUGCUAAGGUUGACCACGUUCUUCCUUGUGGCAAUUGCAAGAGGCGUGACCAGCCUUGCAGUGGUUCGCGGGGUCAGCAAUGCGAUCCCUGUAAGGUUGCGAGGACCAAAUGCGAGUACGCGUCCUUUGGGAAGGCAUCCACUAAGAAGGCCCCGUCCGCAACUCCUGUUGCUGGUGGAUCUCGCCUAUCCGCGCCUGGUUCCAUUCGUCGUACCGUCUCCUCUCCGGAACGCCAGAUACUCGAGGUCUCUGAUAGUGAGGUGGGUGCUAGACGACGUUCGGUCGUUACUGGGAAGGGAAAGAAGCUGGCAGUAGAGGACGAUGUUGGUGAUGCGGAGGAUCUGGAGGAGUUGCACGAGAUGCGCCAGGUGCGUGCGCAGCUCAUGCAAGCCUAUAGCAUGAUCUUCGAGGCCACCCUUGCGCUCGACAAGCAGGAGCAGCGCAUCCUCAAGAAGCGUGCUGCCCGCAAGUAA